Molecule: messenger RNA, 339 nt
Organism: Chaetomium globosum CBS 148.51
Lineage: Eukaryota; Fungi; Ascomycota; Sordariomycetes; Sordariales; Chaetomiaceae
Exons: 2
Coding region: 1-339 (112 amino acids)
Source: RefSeq, a predicted model, not a curated record
AUGGAGCGCGAUCUUUCUGACGAGUUGCGGCCACUCACCCGGGGAAAAGAGAACCGUGUCUUGACCAUGCUCCAAGGCGACGCCUAUGGGGAACACGGCGCUAUGCCAGGUCAUACGCGGGCCCAGUCCCUCGAGGAGGAUGUGGAGGACAGAAGAUCCAAGACAAUCCUGGACGCGCCAGAAUCCUUCCAUGUCGGCCAGCUUUCUCAGCAAAUCGCGUACUUGAUGCCUGUUCUUCCCAAGGUAUUUGCCCGCCAACAACAGAGCAGGCCCUAUCUCGUCGCUGGAGACCAUGCCCCGUAUUGUCGUGUCGAUGGUCUCAUCGUCGGCGGUCUGUAA